AAAACACAAAACCCACAUCAACUAUUUUUUUCUACAGCGGACCGUUUGGGAGUUAUAGUAGGCAGGCACAUUUCAAUCAGUGGCAAGGUUGCCAUAAGCAGGAGAAAGAAGCAGGAGAUUAAGUUUAGUUCGAUCGUAUGUUCAGUCGCGAAGCGAACGAAAGCAAUAGUUGGUAAAAAGUAAGCUUGCUGUCAGCAGCAAUUUUAAAACGGUAUCUAAUCUAUGCAGUCGAUAACUCGCUGCUUGGGAAACGCAUUCGUAGAAUUUAACAGCAGUCUACAAGUGUGUGAUGUGAUGUGAAAUGCGAUGUGGUGCUACGUUCAGUUCAAACAAUUUGGUGUCCAAUGAUGAGUUUAGUGUCAAAAAACCAUUCUACAAUUAUUGUUCGAUUGUUAUUAGUGCAAAAUAUAGGAAAUCAUAGAUAAACACUACACAUACAUGCUUAUCGCGCGUUAUGAAAACGGAGUGUAAAUUGACGUGUUAGGCUGUGUUGUGCUUAAUUUCCGUACGCAGUUGAUUAAAAAAUAAAAACAAAUGGUGUGAUACGCGAAAAUGAUAAUACAAAGCAAAAAUUCCGAGGAUAUGGAGAGCCUUAUUGAUAAGGAUAUUAUUGAGGACGAAGAAGAAACUGAUAGCAACCGAAGCCUUCUUCAUAGAAAAAGUUCAUUAGCCUUGACGCCAGAAGACGAAAUAUUGGAAAUUAAUAGAAGUCCAUUGGAAGGAAGAUACGGAAACAUAUUGCCUCCCAGCAAAAGUCCAAUAAAAGUACUUCUUGUUUUUCCAUACUCCGAUGCAGUUGGUGAGGUAUUUACUCUAGCUGCUGAGAAACUCUGCUUUGAUGCCACACUCAUUUGUACAGAUAAUGAAGCUUUGGAACAAUUUCAGUCGAAAGCGCACGAUCUCGUCAUCAUUGACACCAGAAGCGUCAAAGGAAUUGAUUUUGGAACGUUAUGUCGAUCUAUCAGAAACACAAAAGGCAGUCAGCACACCGUCAUUGUUGGGGUCGUAAAAAAACAGGUGUUCGAAAAAGACGAAAAAGUUAUACAGGGUCAUUUAGAAUCCGGAUUUAAUAGGUGCAUUGCAGAAUCUUCUAACCUCACCAACUGCGUUAAUGAGUUAACAAUGUUGAAACAUGGAGAUAUCAGGCCACACAGUCAACAUGCCACGUGUCAGGCUCUUUAUGCAGCUUUGGACAAAUGCAAGGACCUUGUGGUCGUCACCGAUGAAAAUUACAAGUUUCAGUAUAUGAAUAGAGCUUGUGAAAAACUUUUGGGAUUUCGUCAAGAAGACACUUUGGGGAAAACUUUGCAAGAACAAUUAGUCAGCGAUACGGUGCAGAUAAACACAAUGGGAUCGUCUUUGCUACGGGCCAGGGAAUGGUCUGGAUCGCUUACGUUGAAAAAGAAAACUCAAGACACCAUCGUUACGUCGUGCAAGGCUGUACCUUUCGCUAGCGGUGGAAGGAUGCCCACCCAUUUCGUGCUGGUAUUCGACACGAAUUUCCUCGACACCAACGCGCUGAGUCAACCUAGAGGUAGCGUAAGUUCCCUACGCAGAGGAUCGGCUGAAGUUCGCAGCGUGGGCAGCGAUUACUUGCGGCGAAGUUCGCUGGCCAAGUUGAACGCACUGCCCCUUGAAGCGCCCAUUACAAAGAUUUUGACGCUGCUGGACCAAGCUAAAGACUUCUCUCCGGGUAAUGCUCAAGUUGUGCAGCUGCUGGAGAAAAUUGAAGAGACCUUGAGAACUUCAGAGUUGUACACUUCGCAUGCCAAGGAUGAUUUGAAGAUGAGGACGGAUGAACCAGUGGUUUCCGAUCUCAUAACUGCUUUGUUAUCGAAAGCACCACAACCUUCACAAUCCUCGUCGUCUCGAAGAAGUAGCAACGAUUCGGCGGUUUACAGACCAACUAAAUCAACCUUCUUCAGAGCUCCCUCAAUCAUUCGAGAUCUCCUCGACACUUGCCUCUCGUGGGAGUUCGAUAUCUUCCGUUUGGAGGAGCUUUCGAAAAAACGCCCGUUACAACAUCUCGGUAUGAGCUUAUUUUUGCAUUUUGACGUUCCAAACACGUUACUGUGCGACGAAAAAACCCUCUUUAACUGGCUGACAGUCAUGGAAGCCAACUAUCAUUCCGACAACUCGUACCACAACUCGACCCAUGCGGCCGACGUAAUGCAGGCGACUGCGGGUUUUUUGGAGAAGGAACGUAUGAAGUCCAUUAUGGACCCCAUAGAUGAAGCUACGAGUCUUAUAGCCGCUGCUACCCACGAUGUUGAUCAUCCUGGGCGGAGCAGCGCCUUCUUGUCGAAUUCCGACAGCGUUCUGGCCAUCCUGUAUAACGAUGUGACCGUUUUAGAGUCCCAUCAUGCCGCUCUUACGUUCAAAUUAACAUUAGGUGAUGAUAGAAUAAAUAUUUUCAAAAACUUGGAUAGAGAGGUGUACAAAAUCGCAAGGCAUAAUGUUAUAGACAUGAUUCUAGCAACGGAAAUGACAAAACACUUCGAGCAUCUAGCCAAAUUUGUUAACGUGUUCUGUACCAGAGAAACAGAUCAGCCUGAAGGUGAGGAUUACUUUCCUCUAUCACUACCAGAGAAUGUGACUUUGGUAAAGAGGAUGAUGAUAAAGUGUUCUGACGUUUCCAAUCCCACAAGGCCCUUGAGACUGUGUGUGGAGUGGGCCAGGAGGAUAGCUGAGGAAUAUUUCCAGCAAACUGAUGAAGAAAAAGUUAAAGGGCUUCCGGUUGUUAUGCCAAUGUUCGAUAAGAAUACUUGCUCCAUUCCCAAGUCACAGAUUGGUUUCGUCGACUAUAUCAUCAAUGACAUGUUUGAAGCUUGGAAUGCUUUUAUCGAUAUGCCUGAACUACUGACACACAUGAGGCAGAACUACAUACGAUGGAAAGAGUUUGAUGAGCAAGGUCACACCACAUUAGCCGACAUCAAAAAAUUACAAAACACUGUACUUAUGUCUCCCAUUUUUCCCAAGCCUAGUAAAAACGACUGAUCCAGGUUCACACGUCACAGUGUUGACGUGGGCGAUCUAAGAUUCUAUCUACUCAGAAAACUGUGAAUGUAUUAAAGUUUACAUUAAAAUGUGUGUACCUCAUCUACAUCUAUCUAUACCUUUAAAAAUGUAUAUUUUUAUGAAGCGCGCUGGCGCGUUUUUAAAUUAUUGUUUUAUUUUAUUUAAUAUUAAGGAAAUGCGUUAUCAUAACGCCACACUGUUUUCUAUUUAUAAAAUGUUUAAAUGUCAUGCGUAUAAAUAAAAAAUGUUUUUAUAUCAAGAAGUUUUAUUUAUUAAUAUGUACAAAUUAGUUUGGGUGCUCAAUUUUUGGUUGGUUUUCGGUUACGGUGGAUUUUGCAGGUCCAGUUUGAGAAAUUGGAACGACUCUUUCCGUGUUUGGUGGUGUCAAACUCUUCUUUGGCGCGUUAACAGUUAAAAUACCAUCGGAGGACAACGAUGAAGUAAUUUGGUUGAUGUCGUGGUCAGCAGGUAGAAUGUACCUCCUCACAAAAUGACGAGAAAUAAAUCCAUGCUCGUCUUGUUUCUCCUCAUGUUUUCCCUCGACUGUAAUGCUGUUUCCGCUUGUCUUCACAACAAUUUCCUCUGGAGUGAAUUGU
This is a messenger RNA of Brassicogethes aeneus, 3614 nucleotides long. NCBI's taxonomy places the organism in Eukaryota, Metazoa, Arthropoda, Insecta, Coleoptera, Nitidulidae. The record is from the annotation of a GenBank genome assembly.